ACGGUGAAACACCCACAGGAAGCGGCAGGGCAGAGUAGUUCUGGGGAGUAGCAGGAGUCAGGACAGCCAUUGCAGUGUCGUGGCUCAGUAACAAAAUACGAAAGGGGACCGAGGAAGACCUGGCAGCCGCUCUCCCCGUUCCCUCUGACCGACAGGUUCAUUUAUAUGACUGUUAGAGCGAAGACACUCGGUAACUAAAUCUACACCUGAACAACCGUGUUCAACAGCUCCGGAUAUGUCAUUCCUAUUUGAUUGGAUUUAUAGCGGUUUCAAUAGCGUACUACAGUUUUUAGGACUGUACAAGAAAUCCGGCAAGUUAGUAUUCCUUGGCCUGGACAAUGCCGGCAAAACGACGCUACUGCACAUGCUCAAAGAUGACAGAUUGGGACAGCAUGUGCCAACUUUACACCCCACAUCAGAGGAGCUGACAAUUGCUGGCAUGACGUUCACCACUUUUGACCUUGGAGGUCACGCACAAGCCCGGAGAGUGUGGAAAAACUACCUCCCUGCCAUUAAUGGUAUCGUCUUCCUCGUGGAUUGUGCGGACCUCGAGAGACUGGUUGAAUCAAAAACAGAACUUGAUGCAUUAAUGACAGACGAGACCAUCGGAAAUGUGCCUAUCCUAAUCCUUGGCAACAAAAUUGACAGGCAGGAAGCUGUGAGUGAGGAGAAGCUGAGGGAAUAUUUUGGAUUGUACGGACAGACGACAGGCAAGGGCAACGUUCCCAUGAAGGAGCUGAACACGAGACCACUGGAGGUGUUCAUGUGCAGCGUGUUGAAGAGGCAGGGCUACGGCGAGGGCUUCCGCUGGCUGUCCCAGUACAUCGACUAAAGAGGCCCCGGCCCCCGGAACCCACCGCCACCACCACCACCACCAUCAUUAUCAUCGCUACCCUCUAGGGGGCGCCAAAACCGGCCACUCGAGACGCCCACCGUUACCACCAGUACCAUCAUACUCAACCCCAUGUUCGGUUAAUCAAGUCAGCCUCCGCCUCCAGAGACACCAGUACGACUCGAGCCCAAUAGACUUUUAUUGGUCGAACAUUUGGUUCAGCACCGACUGCGUUCAUACAUGUUUGCGCACAUUCAUCGUCGUCUUUCUUUCUUUUUUUUUUUUUUUUCUCCCCUCCCCCCACCCCCAAGAGAGUGCUCCGCGUCAAAAGGGGUUCACGUUCAAAUUGUUGAAUCUUUUCUAUAACUCGUCUGUCCUUUGCUGUCCUCUGUCCCUCGCCGCCAUCCGCCGAGCGCGACGAUAGACUCAUAAGUUUAAAUCUCUGUAUGAUUCUAUUGGUAAAUCCUUGUUAAACUCCUCUGGGGCAAGCGACAGCUAUAUAGUUGUAUACAUAGCAGUACACUUUUUUAACAGAUAAAGAAAUUCAUUCCACGUUGUAUUUAAUCGCCGUGUUUUUGCUUUAUCCUGUUUUUUUUUUUGUUUGUUUUUUUUUCCUUCCCCCUCUUUUCUUUUCCCUCUCUUUAACAUGGUCUGAGUAAAGGAAAGAUGCAGCCCUCACCAUCACACGUUUGGCUGUUUCGCCCGUGUAUAUGAAUGGAGCAGUGCGUUCAUCUUAGUGUAUCAUAAAUUAGAUCCAUAUCUUUUUUUGUGGAGGUUGACACAAGUUUGUUGCAGGCUUCUGUCUUAUAGGCAGGACAGCUCUGAAUGGACCCGAAUAGUCAGUGGGCUCCCUUUUUUUUAAAAAGAAACAUUGGGUAGUAAUCCUACUAAAGAGAGAGGGGGGGUUGUUUUUGUUUUUGUUUUAAAUAGGAAAUUAUACUGGCUAUAAAACACGUAACGAUUGCUAAAAUUAUGUAGAUAUCACAACGGUCAGCCGACGCAAAGACAGAUAUUUAAAGUAAUUAAAACUUUGCAAUAUGUCGGCUGAUCCUAACAUGCCAUAAGAGAUGAGGGGGAGGAAUAAACAGUUGUUAAAAUUAGGCAAUAUUAGAAGUCAGGCAGCAAGUGAGAUCUUUUUUUUUUUUUUUUACAGGGUGAAUUUAGUGACCAAGCGAACACAGCGGAGACGGGUAGAUCGGCCUAGGACACCUCUAACAAAGGGACCAUAAAUAUAUGAAAUGUACACAGACAUCGUACAUGGAUUCUCUAUUUGAGUGGUCUCCUUUUGAGAUAUGUGCAUUAACAGGAACUAUUAUGCAUGCCUUGUUCUUUUUGAUUAUUUUUAAAGACCAUUAACUCUAUAAGAGGGAAGACGAUGCCAAAACUACCAUCUAGAGAUGAUUGUCAUGUUCUGUUUUUUUUUUCUUUUUUUUCUUUUUUUUUUUUUUUAAAGGAAACAAUGGAAAUGUGCAUAAUAUACUUAAAUCUGUCCCUGUCCCUUUGUGUCUCUUUCAUUCCCUCAUGACUAAGUAAUGAGAUGUUCCAACAUGGAUGGGACUUGCUGUUGUUUGCAUCAUUAAAAAAAAUGUAAUAAAUGUUUGCAAUGAA
Fundulus heteroclitus (mummichog) is the source of this 2440-nucleotide messenger RNA. RefSeq names its product secretion associated, Ras related GTPase 1B (gene sar1b). Lineage: Eukaryota; Metazoa; Chordata; Actinopteri; Cyprinodontiformes; Fundulidae. Gene Ontology annotation, biological process: membrane organization; intracellular protein transport; vesicle organization. Gene Ontology annotation, molecular function: GTP binding; GTPase activity. The transcript has 7 exons. The record is from RefSeq and is a predicted model, not a curated record. Gene Ontology annotation, cellular component: endoplasmic reticulum exit site; COPII vesicle coat. Bases 236 to 832 code for a protein of 198 amino acids.